Chaetura pelagica (chimney swift) is the source of this 1326-nucleotide messenger RNA. Its product is annotated as chromosome unknown open reading frame, human C19orf47. The coding region runs from base 1 to 1326 and encodes 441 amino acids. Gene Ontology annotation, cellular component: nucleus. The transcript has 8 exons. Lineage: Eukaryota; Metazoa; Chordata; Aves; Apodiformes; Apodidae. The record is from RefSeq and is a predicted model, not a curated record.
AUGUUGCUGGAUCUGAACAAGGAGCUGAUGAACGAGCUGGGGAUCACGGUGGUCGGGGACGUCAUCGCCAUCCUCAAACACGCCAAGGUCGCCUACAGGAUCCAGAAGAACAUGUUGCUGGAUCUGAACAAGGAGCUGAUGAACGAGCUGGGGAUCACGGUGGUCGGGGACGUCAUCGCCAUCCUCAAACACGCCAAGGUCGCCUACAGGCAGGAGAUGUUCAGGGCGGCCACCGAGUCCCUCAGCCCCCCCGAGCCGCGUCGCACCGCCCCCCCUGCCCCCCGGCGCCGCGCCCCUCUCCCUGCCAGCCGGAUGAUCGCCAACAGCCUGAGCCCCUCGGCCCCCCCAUGGGCCCCCAAAAUCUCUGUCACUGUUUCCAACAAACUGGGAGCCACCAAGGCAGGUAAUGUGAAUUCCCAGCUCCCUGAGGCAAAUCCUCCACUCCCAGCAAAGCGCCGGCGAGUGACGGCAGAGAUGGAAGGGAAAUACAUCAUCCACAUGCCCAAGGGAACCACUCCCAGGACCAGAAAAAUCCUGGAGCAACAGGCAGCCAAAGGGCUGCAGAGAAGAUCUGUGUUCCAGCGCCUGGGAUCUGAGGCCAAGGGGGAAACCAGCACAGGAGGGAAGCCCACCGGUGUCUUCAGCCGCUUGGGUGACACUUUGUGCCCACCUGGUGACAAAGACGACGAGAGUGAUGACGAUGGUUCCGUCCUGCAAUACCUUGGAGUCCUGAAAAAACAUCCCAAACCUCCUGGGAUGGGGAAUGUGGAGCCAGGAGGGACCAUCAAAGCCAAAGCCACCAGCUCAGAAGCCAAAAGUCCCACCGGUGUCUUCAGCCGCUUGGGUGACACUUUGUGCCCACCUGGUGACAAAGACGACGAGAGUGAUGACGAUGGUUCCGUCCUGCAAUACCUUGGAGUCCUGAAAAAACAUCCCAAACCUCCUGGGAUGGGGAAUGUGGAGCCAGGAGGGACCAUCAAAGCCAAAGCCACCAGCUCAGAAGCCAAAAGUGUCCCUGUCACCUCUGCCACCAACCCCAGAAUUGGGCAUUGGGGCCCAAGGGCAACCAGAUCCCACCAGGCCGUGGUGACCACACAGGAUGAUGGGGUUUCCAGCACUAAGGAAAGGCCUGAACCGGAAUUCCGGAUUCUGUCUGUGAGACAAGACCCAGAAUUCCAGUUGAGGAAGGAACCAGAGUUUCGGGUGAGGUUGAACAGGUCCUGGGGGUGUGGGAAGGUGAGCAGCACCUCGGAGCCACCACCGGCUCAGAUGGACAGCGCCGGGUCCGUCAGCGUCUUCCAGAGGCUGGGAAGGAAACCAGACUGA